AUGGACUACAUCCUCACGAACGAAUUUGAAGGCCGUGCGGAACAUCUCAUGAACACAUUCCACGUCCCGGGCAUCAGCGUCUCGACGACCACCGCCGAAAAGACCGUUUCCAAAGGGUUCGGCCGAGCCGACAUCGAGGGCCGCCGAGGAGUGACAUCUCGGACCAUCUUCGAGUCCUCAUCGGCCAGCAAGUGCCUGACUGCUGCUGCCGCGGCGACACUGGUUGCCAAGGGCCGCCUGGAAUGGACCACUCCCGUUCGAAGCAUCCUCCCCGCCUUUCGCCUCCAAAACGAGGUCGAGGCCACGGUUCAGGACCUCCUGAGUCACAACACCGGCAUCCCGAACCAUGCGUUCAGCCUGAUGGAUUGGACGGCGAGGAAGCCAGACACCCCCAUCUCGGUCGCGGCAAAAGUUUGUCACCUGACGCCCGGGACCAGACGGGACGCCUACAGCAACCCGAUGUACACGACGGCGUCGUUCUUGAUCGAAGCUGUCUCAGGGGAGAAGUUCGCGUCGUACCUGACCGCGAACGUCCUCGAACCGCUCGGAAUGAAGUCGACGUAUGUCCAGCCCGACGCCGUGCCCGCCGCCAAACGGCAACGCCGCGCCGGGCAAUACGCGUGGCUGUGCAACACCUCCACCUUCACACCGGAGGACACCCCCGACAAGCCGGAAUGUCAAGGCGCCAGCAUGAUGCAGAGCUCGACCGAGGACUAUGCCAGGUGGCUGCGUGCCAACCUCGCCCGCGACCCCGCGCUCUUCGAGUGCCCCGAGAUGUAUGCGGCCCUCAUGGAGCCGCGCACGAAGAACAACAACGCCAGACAACGCCCCCACUCGGGCCACGACGCCUUCUCCCUCGGCUGGAACGUCCGAGAGUACCGUGGGCGUCGCGUCUUGUACCAAGACGGUCGCACGGGCCGCGCAAUGCUCGUGCCCGACGUCGAGGAGCCGUUCGGGAUCGUCAUCUUCGGCAACAGUGCCGGCGCCGAGGACGUGGCGGAGGUCCUGUGCAUGGAGCUCAUCGACCGAUCCCUCGGCGUCCCACACGCCUCGCUCGGCCACUGGGAGCCUCUGCAAAAGGCGAUCGCGAAUGCCCGCCCGCUAGAUGGCCUUUCAUUGGAGCAAGUGAAAGAAGAAGCACGAACGUCGUGCGUUGGACAUUUGCUCAAUGAUCCCGACGUUGCAGACGACAACAACAACAGCAGCAGCAGCAGCAACCCAUCAUGGCAGUCUACCACGACGACACCAUUCCCACUAACAGAUUACACGGGCCGAUUUCGAAACAAGGCGUACGGUGACAUCUGGCUCAGCACCAUUCAGACGCAUCCUCUUCGUUCGAGGCCACGACCAGCAGCAGCAGCAGCAGCAGGAGCAGAAGCAGGAAAUGGCGCGGCGGCAGCCACCCGGCGGCCCAUCGAAGCCACGACGCUCCAACUGAUCGCACACGACCGGACCGAGCCGUUCACGCUGACGCUCGAGCCUUGUGGCUACUGCGACUGUGACCGCCACGAGGGGACCAUGACCAAGUUCGUGGCCGUCCGGACCCAAGGUCGAAAGAAGGUCGAUUGCAUCCGCGUCGAGGCCUCGACGAGUUAUGACCCGGUCGGUGGUGGCCCGGGAUCGGACGUCCCCCCCACCGAAGUCGUCGACCCCGAGUGGCACUAUCGGCCGAACAUCAAGCGGAUGGGUCUGGACUUUGAACGGGAGAUUGGUUUCCCCGGCUUGGUGUGGUUCCAGAGAGCGUCGGUCAUGGACGUGAGUGACAGCGACAGCGACAGCGACAGCGAGGACGAGGACGAGGACGAGGAGGAUGAGGAGGAGAAGAAGAAGAGAAAGAUGUGGACCGAGUACGAGUCCGACAUGCUUAAGCGGAUGCCGCCUGAAUUCAGAAGUUGCCUGCGUGGAGGCGGAGAUAUGAAUAUUCCGGGCAUCUCAUGA
This is a messenger RNA of Exophiala oligosperma, 1938 nucleotides long. RefSeq lists its product as uncharacterized. The transcript has a single exon. Bases 1 to 1938 code for a protein of 645 amino acids. NCBI's taxonomy places the organism in Eukaryota, Fungi, Ascomycota, Eurotiomycetes, Chaetothyriales, Herpotrichiellaceae. The record is from RefSeq and is a predicted model, not a curated record.